Strongylus vulgaris is the source of this 300-nucleotide messenger RNA. Lineage: Eukaryota; Metazoa; Nematoda; Chromadorea; Rhabditida; Strongylidae. The record is from the annotation of a GenBank genome assembly.
AUGGCACAGAUGAAAUCCAUCGCAGUUGUCACAAGCGGCAGCGAUUCUCAAGGUAUGAACAGCGCUAUUCGCUCUAUCGUGCGAUAUGGGCUGAGAAGGAAUUGCAGAAUCUUCUUCGUUUACGAAGGUUACGAAGGGCUAAUCACCAAUAAAGUUGAAGAAGCUAAAUGGGAAUCUGUGUCAAAUGUCAUUCACAAAGGUGGUACUAUGAUUGGAGCAUCCCGGAGUGAAGGCUUCCGUAAGAGGGAGGAACGAAAGCAGGCACAGUUUAGAGGAUCAUUAGAGAUCAGUUGGAAAUAA